CCCUGUGCACCUACUGCACGGAGGGUACCGCUCUGCAGUGCGGCAGGUCAUGGCAUGAGAAAUCAGAAGAGGCACAGCAGAAAAGCGUUUGCCCUGCCUUCACGUGUGCCUGGAGUCUGGAACCCAAGGCUCUCGGAUUCAACUGUUCGAGAUUAUCCAGUUGGACAUGUGUGCGAGGAUUCACUCCAUGAUUGACGAGCCUUUGCAUUCUGUGAGGUCCUGAGGAAAACAUGACCCUACAGCCUUUGCUUCUGACCUGCCUUUUCCUGCUAAUCUCUGAUUCCUAUGAGUUCUUCACUGAAGCAAAUUAUUCUAGAAGCUAUCCUUGUGAUGAGAAAAGACAAAACAUCUCUGUUAUUGCAGAGUGCAACAAUCGUCGACUGGAAGAAGUUCCCCAAACGGUAGGCAAAUAUGUGACAGAACUAGAUCUGUCUGAUAAUUUCAUCAUGCACAUAACAAAUGAAUCAUUUCAAGGGCUGCAAAAUCUUACUAAAAUAAAUCUAAACCACAACAUCAAGCUACAGGCCCAGAAUGAAAAUCCUGAUGCAAAUACAAACGGCAUGAAUAUUACAGACGGGGCGUUCCUCAACCUAGAAAACCUAAGAGAGUUACUGCUUGAAGACAACCGGUUAGAAAAAAUACCCACUGGUUUGCCAGGGUCUUUAAGAGAACUUAGUCUAAUUCAAAACAGAAUAACUUCUCUAUCUAAAAAGAACACUUCUGGACUCGUGAAUUUGGAACAUCUCUAUUUGGGCUGGAACUGCUAUUUUGGCAAUAUUUGUAAUAAAACCUUUGACAUAGAAGACGGAACAUUUGAAAGGCUUACAAAUUUGAAGGUGCUAUCAUUAUCUUUUAAUAACCUUUCCCACGUGCCACCCAAACUGCCAAACUCCCUAAGAGAACUUUAUCUUAGCAACGCCAAGAUCAAAAACAUCACUCAAGAAGACUUCAAGGAACUGAGAAAUUUAACAGUACUAGAUUUAAGCGGGAACUGUCCAAGGUGUUUCAAUGCGCCUUUUCCCUGUACACCUUGUGAAGGAGGCUCUUCAAUUCAGAUACAUCCUCUUGCUUUUCAAACCCUGACAGAACUUCACUACCUAAACCUCUCUAGCACUUCCCUCCGGAAGGUUCCUGCAACCUGGUUUGACAAUAUGCAUCAUCUGAAGGUGCUGCAUCUUGAAUUCAAUUAUUUAGUGCAGGAAAUAGCCUCUGGGGAAUUCUUAACGAAACUGCCCUCCUUAGAAAUACUUGACUUAUCUUUUAACUAUAUAGAGACGAAAUAUCCACAGUAUAUUAAAAUUUCCCCAAACUUCUCUAAUCUUACAUCUCUGCAGAUAUUGCACUUAAGAGGUUAUGUGUUUCAGGAAGUUAGAACAGAAGAUUUCCAGCCUCUAAUGAGUCUUUCAAAUUUAAGGACUAUCAACUUGGGCGUUAACUUUAUUAAGCAAAUUGAUUUUACCUUUUUCCAACAUUUCCCCAACCUGACAAUCAUUUACUUGUCAGAAAACAGAAUAUCGCCCUUGGUAAAUGAUAUCCCGCAAAAUUAUACAAAUGGCUCUGCUUUCCAUAGUCAUAUCCUUAAGCCACGCUCAGCAGAUUUUGAGUUUGACCCACAUUCAAAUUUUUAUCAUAACACCAAUCCUUUAAUAAAGCCACAAUGUGCAGCUUAUGGCAAAGCCUUAGAUUUAAGCUUGAACAGUAUUUUCUUUAUUGGGCAAAAGCAAUUUAAAGCUUUUCAUGACAUUGCCUGCUUAAAUCUGUCUUCAAAUAGCAUUGGUCAACCGUUACAUGGAACUGAAUUUUCAGCUGUACCUCAUAUAAAAUAUUUGGAUUUGACAAACAAUAGAAUAGACUUUGAUGAUGAUAAUGCGCUCAGAGAAUUGCCCGAGUUGGAAGUUCUAGAUUUCAGCCGCAAUGCACACUAUUUCCGAAUAGCAGGGGUAACACAUCGUCUAGGAUUUAUUCAAAAUUUAACACAGCUAAAGGUUUUGAACUUGAGCUACAACGGCAUUUUUACUUUAACAGAGUACAAUAUGAAUAGCGUGUCCCUGGAAGAAUUAGUUUUCAGUGGAAACCGCCUUGACCUUUUGUGGAAUGCUGAAGACAGCAGGUACAGGAAGAUUUUUAAAUAUCUCGGGAAUCUGACACGGCUUGAUUUAUCCUUUAAUAACCUCCAGCGUAUCCCAGAUGAAGCAUUCCUUAACUUGCCCCAGAGUCUCACUGAACUGUAUAUAAAUAAUAAUAAAUUACAUUUCUUUAACUGGACGUCACUCCAGCAUUUUCCUCAUCUCCACUUGCUUGACUUAAGUGGAAACAAACUCUCCUCUUUAACUAAUAGCCUAUCCAAAUUCACACCUUCCCUUCGGACACUGCUACUGAGUCAAAACAAGAUUUCCUACCUGCCCUCUGGCUUCCUUUCUGAAGCCAGUGGUCUGAUACACCUCGAUUUACGUUUCAACAGGCUAAAGAUGAUCAACAAAUCCACACUUCAAACUAAGACCCCCAUCAAUUUAGCCAUUUUGGAACUUGGUGGAAACCCUUUUGAAUGUACCUGUGACAUUGGAGAUUUUCGAAGAUGGAUGGAUGAAAAUCUGAAUAUCACAAUUCCUAGAUUGGCGGAUGUCUUGUGUGCCAGUCCUGGGGAUCAAAGAGGGAAGAGUAUUAUGAGUCUAGAGCUAACGACGUGCGUUUCAGAUACCAUCGCCGCGGUGUUAUGCUUCUUCACAUUCUUUAUCACUGUCACAGUGAUGUUGGCUGCCUUGGCUCACCAUUGGUUCUACUGGGAUGUUUGGUUUAUCUAUCAUGUGUGUUUAGCUAAGGUAAAAGGCUACAGGUCUCUUUCCACAUCCCAAACUUUCUAUGAUGCUUACGUUUCUUAUGACACCAAAGAUGCCUCUGUCACGGAUUGGGUGCUAAAUGAGCUGCGUUUCCACCUAGAAGAGAGUGAAGAAAAAAAUGUGCUCCUCUGUUUAGAGGAGAGGGAUUGGGACCCGGGAUUAGCCAUCAUCGAUAACCUCAUGCAGAGCAUAAACCAAAGCAAGAAAACAAUAUUUGUUUUAACCAAAAAGUAUGCAAAAAACUGGAAUUUUAAAACAGCAUUCUACUUGGCCUUGCAGAGGCUAAUGGAUGAGAAUAUGGAUGUGAUUGUAUUUAUUCUGCUGGAGCCAGUGUUACAGCAUUCUCAGUAUUUGAGGCUGCGGCAGAGGAUCUGCAAGAGCUCCAUCCUCCAAUGGCCUGACAACCCCAAGGCAGAAGGCUUGUUUUGGCAAAGUCUGAAAAAUGUGGUCUUAACUGAAAAUAAUUCACGGUAUAACAACUUGUAUGUUGAUUCCAUUAAGCAAUACUAACUGAUGUUAAGUCAUGGUUCACCAACAUAAUAAAACGCAAAGCAAUUAAAUUA
Messenger RNA from Diceros bicornis minor, 3400 nucleotides. RefSeq names its product toll like receptor 8 (gene TLR8). Bases 231 to 3347 code for a protein of 1038 amino acids. NCBI's taxonomy places the organism in Eukaryota, Metazoa, Chordata, Mammalia, Perissodactyla, Rhinocerotidae. The transcript has 4 exons. Gene Ontology annotation, molecular function: pattern recognition receptor activity; protein binding. Gene Ontology annotation, biological process: defense response to virus; positive regulation of interleukin-6 production; toll-like receptor signaling pathway. The record is from RefSeq and is a predicted model, not a curated record. Gene Ontology annotation, cellular component: plasma membrane.